AAAUGUCUCCCCAGAUCGCUAACUAGUGCUAUUUUACCGGAGAAAACAGCGAAUAAAUAGAUCAUUUACACCAUCUUUUCUUGUAGUUGUGGUGUCGGUUUAUACACGGUUUAUCGGCUGCAUUCUUCCUUCGCCAUGUCGACGAAAGCAGAGUGCAGAGUGUCGAGCUCCACUUCCAGAACAGACGAGCGGAGGAGAUCAAGGAGCAGAGGACGAGAGAAAAGGAAACGGAAACGCAGCCGGAGUCGAUCUUCUUCAUCAUCGUCUUCCAGUUCAUCGUCGUCGUCUUCAUCUUCCUCAUCGUCCUCUUCCUCCUCUUCAUCGUCUUCAAGUUCAUCACACUCGUCCAGCCGCAGUCGGAGUAGCUCCAGCAGUAAAGACUCUCGAAGUAAAUCCAGAAAGCAGUCCAAGAAAAGGAAAAAGGAAAAACACAAAAAGAAAGGGAAGAAAGAGAAGCGGCAUAAACGUAAAAAAGACAAGAAAGCAAAAGGAGGAGAGGAAAACUCGGGACCUGUUCAGAUCUCCAAGUACUUGAAGGACCGAAAAAAAGGAAAGUACAGUAUGAUUUCAGGGAAGAAGAUCAAGAUGAAAGUAAAGAAGUCAAAGAAAGACAAGCAGCGGGAUAAAAAUCGAGCAGAGCUUCUUGAGUUCUUGAACUCUACCCUGUGAUGCCGCUGCGGACGCCGGUCCUGUUGGUCGGACGCAGACACGUCAGCAGAACUCAGGAAACAACAACUCAGCUUUCCGAGAGAACAAAAACGAAGAGUUUUCUGAGGAAGCGAUGAUAAAUAUAACCUGCGUCGCCACAGAGGGGCAGCACCGGGCUGGAUGGAGCUGCAGCACCGUGAGCUGCGUUCAGACCAGCGUGCUGCUGUGCAGGUGACCAAUUCUUCAGCUUCGUCUGACUGCGAUGCAAGAAGUGUUUGUGACGAGCAGUAGACGAAGAUAUGGGAAUGAAGAUUGGUUACCUGCCAGCCACAGACUUCUCAGUGUUGCUUGUGGUUUGAACAUGUCGCCCCCGUUAAAAGAGUAUUCCACCAAUUUAGACUCAACAAAAGAAAGGAUUGAAAUUAGUCCAAACUGACGCAACAGAAGCAGAGAUAUUGUCUUUAAUCAUACAUUCAUCUGUCUUGUUAGUAUCUGCCAACAAUACCUAUUAAGCAGCUUCAUCACCAACCACAGGUCUCAGUUUGAAGCGUGUUUUUUGAGCUUCGUGUAGAAAUGACGAGUCGGCUGUAAAGGUUUGGUGACCUCACCCUCAGAUUGUUCUAGUUUUCAAACACUAGCCCAGCAAAUCUCUAAACGGACAGCGAUGUGUAAAAUCGUUCCUCUUUGAAGUUGUCGAUACUCCCUCUACCUGCUGGCUGUGUCAGUUAUUCAUGUCAGCCUUACUACGUUUUGAAAUGCCCGUACAUUUAUCUUCUUGGGUAACUUGGGGUUAUUUUUCUACAGUAAAUCCCGGGAGCCACAACGUUACCCCUGUGUACUGAAAUCCUAAUUUCUAAUGUGUAUAUUUUGCUGAAAUGAGAGUUGAAUUAAUCGUUGGAUAAUUACUGACAGCUUUAUUGACGGCAUUUAUUCUCCAAAGUUCUGUCAUUAAAAUUUGUUUCCAUUUCAGUCAUUUGGCUAAGCUGAGAUAUAAAACGCUAUCACUGUUAGUCCUCCCUUGUGUCGAACCAGUUAAAAGGUUUCUAUGGAUGAUGGAACAACUUUGUCGUGUACUGUAUUUUGUUGUGUGACAAAUGGAACAAAUGCAGCAAUUAAACUGCUGGAAAGAUUUUA
Molecule: messenger RNA, 1782 nt
Organism: Stegastes partitus (bicolor damselfish)
Lineage: Eukaryota; Metazoa; Chordata; Actinopteri; Pomacentridae
Product: RNA-binding protein with serine-rich domain 1
Exons: 7
Coding region: 136-669 (177 amino acids)
Source: RefSeq, a predicted model, not a curated record